UAUUGCAUAGAUAAGAGUAUUAGUCUAGUACAUCGUUUUAAAAGUUCACUAGUUAUUAAAUUUCAUAUUGUAAAGGAAGAGCCAAGAAAGAUGGCGAAAUUAUUUAUUCUUUUUGCUUGUGUAGCUGGAGCACUGUCUGCAACAGUUGUUGAUGUUUUGAAGACAAGAAGGGAGCCCACAUUGUUGAGCCUUAUACAGGCAGCUGGUCUGGAGCAAGCACUUUCCGGAGAUGGCCCAUUUACCAUUUUUGCACCAAGUGAAACAGCUUUCCGCAGACUGGGGACGAGCACAUUGGAUGCGUUGAAGAAUGAUCCCGCCAAACUGGCUGAAAUUCUCAAAUAUCAUGUAGUCCCUGGCAUUUAUUCCUCCGGUAAUUUGACAGUUAACGAAAUGAUGUUAGACAGCUUGAAUCAACAAAAGAUUCGGGUCAAUUACUACAUGUACAACAAGCACAUAGCAGUUGAUGGUGCACGUGUUAUAAGUGCCAACUUCAAGGCCAGCAAUGGUAUCGUUCAUAUCAUAGAUCACGUGAUGAUGCCACCAAGUGGAACCAUUGCUGAUAUUCUAGCAUCAAACCCAGACCUUUCAACACUUAAAGCCGCAGUUGAUGCCGCCGGACUUACCAGUGCCUUAGCCGACGGACCGUACACACUGUUUGCACCUAAAAACUCAGCAUUUGAUCGUCUUGGAAACGACACCGUACAGGCACUUCUCGGAAAUACAGACCUUCUGCAAUCAAUUCUUCUGUACCAUGUGGUACAUGGAACUCUGUAUAGUACUGGCAUGCACUCUGGAGCUCUGCAUACAUUAGAAGCUGUAGACAGUGAAAGACUUGUUGCUUCUUUUGGAGGUUAUCAGGUUAGUGUCGAUGGUGCACGUGUGACUUCAAAAGAUAUCAGUGCGACAAAUGGAGUCAUCCACAUUAUAGAUCACGUGCUCCUCCCAAGCUCAUUGAAACCUGCAAUUGCUAAUUUAAUGAACCCAUAAUUGAAUAAAUUUGUUAAAAUUC
This is a messenger RNA of Ruditapes philippinarum (Manila clam), 1009 nucleotides long. RefSeq names its product transforming growth factor-beta-induced protein ig-h3-like. The record is from RefSeq and is a predicted model, not a curated record. NCBI's taxonomy places the organism in Eukaryota, Metazoa, Mollusca, Bivalvia, Venerida, Veneridae. Gene Ontology annotation, biological process: extracellular matrix organization; cell adhesion. Gene Ontology annotation, cellular component: extracellular matrix. The transcript has 6 exons. Bases 91 to 987 code for a protein of 298 amino acids. Gene Ontology annotation, molecular function: cell adhesion molecule binding.